UGUCUGCUGGUGGUGGUGGCGGUUUCUUGUUGAAUUUUCAAAAAAAGCCUCUUGAUCUUGUACUACGAUCGUCUUGUUCCAGGGCGCCUGGUCAGGUUGAGCGAGACUCGAGGAGUUACUUUCGUUCAGCGGCGCUGGUGAUCGAGUGAGGGUCAGCUACGUUUGGCUUUUGUUUGAAGAAAUAGGUGAGCAAUGGCAUCAGGAGCGCGUUCAUCCAUGGCGGGUGCCCAUCCAGUGGGUACCAAAGUGCUGGCCCUUUGGCCAGGCAGUGGCCUGUAUUACCCAGGCACUGUUGUUCGCCAGCACUCAGGUGCUCGCUACGAUGUAGAGUUUGAGGACUCUUCGACCUUCUUGCUGCCAGCGAAUAACCUCAUGUUGCCGAAUUCAAGGCGAGGUGGAAGGUCGCCAUCACGUUCUAGGUCCCGCUCACCAUCUCGUCGCCGCAGAUCUAGAUCCAGAUCACCAGCUCGCCGCACCGGCAAAAGUCCGACACGCGCAGGCAAGUCACCGAAGAGACCAGUCGCGUCCGCGUCCACCUUAUCGUCGGAGAAUGACACCGUUGACUCGUUAGUCGAGAGCUCCCCUGUGUUGGACCGUCGGACACCUCGACGCUCUACCCGUGGCCGACCAGCAGUGGACGAGUCCGUGGAACAAAAAAAUUCGACUUCCCUUUCGUUCAGCCAAACUCGGACUGGUGGAGCUGUGAGUGACUCAGUGCAAACAGUCACGAGCCCUGCACUAUCACCUGCUCUCAGUACUGCGGACAGCGGUAGCGCCGCGAUGGGCAGCGACGCACCCAGUACAACCACCACUGAUGGAGGAGCCAGCUCACAGGCAGCUGGAACCGAGCUCAACAAGAAGACCACGAACUUCGAGUUUGGUGGCCCCAUGGGAGCUCUGUUUACCAUGAUCAGUUUGCCGCUGGUGAUUAUGGCACUGUACGGUGUGUGUAAUCCAAGCACGUGCUCUGUUGCCGAUCUGGGGAUGGCCAAGAUCCCAGCAUUGUGGUCGCUCUUCAGUUGGAAAGCGCUGAUGAUCGUAGACGUUUGGCUGGCGUUCCAUGCCUUUCUCUACUGCUUGGACAUCGGAUGGGUGCAAUGGGGACAGCCAUUGCGCGAUGGAAGCAAACUACCUUAUCGUAUCAGUGCACUCCAAACAUUCGUGAUCACUUGCGUCGUUUUCUUGGGCAGUGUGUUCUAUGGAGAUCGUGUACACUUGCGUAUCAACCCUGUGUACGUUUAUGAGAACUACCUGCAGCUGGCUUUUGCUGCGACCAUGGUAUCGUUGGUACUCUCCAUCUUCCUCUAUGCUUAUUCAUUCCGGCAAGGAGCUAUGUGUGCUGAAGGAGGAAAUACCGGCAACAUGGUGUACGACUUCUUCAUUGGUCGCGAGUUGAAUCCACGCAUUGGCCGAAUGUUUGAUCUCAAGGUCUUCUGUGAGCUUCGUCCUGGUUUGAUAGCUUGGGUGGCAAUCAACUUCUGCAUGGCCUACACCCAGUACGUCAAUCAUGGCUAUGUGUCCAACGCCAUGCUCUUGGUCAAUGCUUUCCAGUUCCUGUAUGUGCUUGAUGGCCUUGCUUCAGAGUCGGCUAUCCUGACCACGAUGGACAUCAUAUCAGAUGGAUUUGGUUUCAUGCUGGCAUUCGGUGACCUUGCCUGGGUGCCAUUCAUCUACACCUUGCAAGCUAGGUAUCUGGUUGACCGACCUGAACAACUGCCAACAUGGGCGGUGGCGUAUCUUGUCGGCCUCAAUAUGCUUGGAUUCUACAUCUUCCGCUCUGCUAACUCUCAGAAGGAUGAGUUCCGUCGUGCUCCCAAUAGCACCGCAGUGAGCCAUUUGUACAGAAUCCCAACUAGCCGUGGUCGAUCCUUGCUAGCAGAUGGCUGGUGGGGUGUAUGUCGCAAGCCAAACUACCUAGGUGACCUCAUGAUGGCGCUUGCGUGGUGCGGAACGUGUGGUGUUCAGAAUAUCAUCUGCUAUUUCUACUUCAUCUACUUUGCCAUCUUGCUUAUUCACCGUCAGCGACGCGACGACCUGCACUGUGCACGGAAGUAUGGAGAGGCGUGGAAGGAGUACACACAACGUGUGCCAUAUCGUAUUGUACCUGGCAUCUACUAAAUGAGCAAAUCCAGUACAGAUUAGGAAUACAUGUUCUAUCAAUCUAUAUGCACUGUUCUUUUCGAAUAGCCUUCUAACUACAAGCAUCAGUGAAUGUCAGCUACUUCCCUUUUUUUUAAGAGUGCCCAAACUAGUCUUGAUUUUGAUCAUUUCUUUCUGAACAAAAUUCUUUUUUCUCACUUAGUAAAUACAUGUAGUAGCCAUCUUUAGUACUUGUACGAUAGGAUACACCAUCGAUCUUUACAAUGCACUGGUUUUUACAAUGCACUGGUUUUUACUGCAUGAAUAUGAGUAUUUUAUGCAAAGAAAUGGUGUGACCUGGGGUCUAGAUUUUACCAGACCUUCGAAUGAUUUUAGGACUCAACAUGCUACGCAGCUGAAACUCUGUUUGUGUUUUUGAAAAUAUGCUGGAUAGGGAUCUUACUCGGUUGUGUACAUGUUUUGUUUAGAUCACUGCGAUGGCAUGAUCAGUAUGUUGACCGUUGUAUCGUUAAUUUACUUGUCUGCUGUGCAAGAGAAAGCCUGUGAGGCCGUGUGGCACUUGCAUUGA
Molecule: messenger RNA, 2668 nt
Organism: Sycon ciliatum
Lineage: Eukaryota; Metazoa; Porifera; Calcarea; Leucosolenida; Sycettidae
Product: delta(14)-sterol reductase TM7SF2-like
Exons: 10
Coding region: 193-2118 (641 amino acids)
Biological process (GO): cholesterol biosynthetic process
Cellular component (GO): nuclear inner membrane; endoplasmic reticulum membrane
Molecular function (GO): Delta14-sterol reductase activity
Source: RefSeq, a predicted model, not a curated record